Molecule: messenger RNA, 4148 nt
Organism: Podarcis raffonei (Aeolian wall lizard)
Lineage: Eukaryota; Metazoa; Chordata; Lepidosauria; Squamata; Lacertidae
Product: E3 ubiquitin-protein ligase TRIM56-like
Exons: 2
Coding region: 78-2174 (698 amino acids)
Biological process (GO): positive regulation of DNA-templated transcription
Cellular component (GO): nucleoplasm; chromatin
Molecular function (GO): ubiquitin-protein transferase activity; zinc ion binding
Source: RefSeq, a predicted model, not a curated record
UCCGGAAAGGACGCCGCGAGGCGGAAAUCGCUCGCGCCCGGUCGAGGGACUGCCCGUAUAGAGGAAGGUGCCUGGCAAUGUUCUGGACGUUUGAGUGUGAAGCGCUUGCAAACCGACCAGACAAGAUCAUGGCAACUCAGAGUUCCACGUCACUGCAGGAUUUGAUUCGGGAAGAUUUUUUGACUUGCAAAAUCUGCUAUGACCUGUAUGUGGUGCCCAAAAUCUUGCCAUGUCUGCAUACCUACUGCCAAAAAUGCCUAGAGCCCUUGGUAGAAAAUGGGACCAUACAUUGUCCUGAGUGCCGUCUGCAGUCGGAAGUUCCUGGAGGUUCUGUGGGGCUGAAGACCAAUUUCUUCAUUAAUAGCCUCUUGGAACUGUUCCAGAUGAAGCGCAACAAGGACCUAGAGUGCACAGUCUGCUCUAGUGCUCAGAAAGUUGUGGCUGCCACUGCCCGUUGCCUGGAUUGCAAGGAUUUCUUGUGCCAGAUAUGUUCCCAGGGCCACUGCUGCUCCCGCCUCACUCUGCACCAUAAGGUGGUGAACCUGGAAGAGUUCCUUGCAGGGCAUUAUGACACUGAGGUAAGAUUCUUACAGGAAAUGUGGUGCCAAGAUCACCCACAGGAGGCGCUCCGUUUCUUCUGUGAUACCUGCAGCAUGUCCAUCUGCAGGGAUUGUCGCAUGCUGGACCAUUUCCAGCACAAAGUGGUGUCCAUGUCCAGUGCAGUCCAGCGGAAACGACCUUCUGUAGAGCAGUUGAUCAAGAGCUUGCAGGGAACAAUUACCUGCAUCUCUGAACAAGAGAAAGCUGUGGAGGAGGCAAUGGACAAACUAAAAGUAGAGAGCGAAUGUGUCAAGGAGAAGAUCUGCAAGUAUGUGGAAGAUAUCACUACUUACAUCUUUGCCCAGAAGGACUGUGCUUUGGCAAAACUGAAUGCCUUCCUAGCAGAGCAGCUGGAGCGUUUUUGUUUAGCACGGAAGGAGCUGCAGAGUCAGAAGGACAAAGCAAUGAACACUCAAGAGUUUUCUCAGCGUAUUCUAUGUGUUGGGAAGGACUCUGAGAUCCUUCACCUGGAAGGAAUGAUCAGGACUAGAGUUGAGGAGCUUCAGGCGCACAGACUGCCACAACUCCAAAGUCAGAUUCCAGAAUUAACCAUUGCCUGGGAUGAACCCCACCAACUCUCUGAAGCAUCAAUUUUCAGUCUUGUCUUUCCUGGGGAGCAACCCACAAGAAAUGCGCAGCCGUUGGAGCUGGGCAGUGAGUCACUGACGUCUCUGGGCGAGGAGAGUGGGGAGGUUACGGGCACUCCUUCUGAUUCAGAUGAAGACUCCCUCACAAGUGAAUCUGACUUUAAAAGCUCUUUUUCCUCCACUGGCUGGAGCAGAAGAGCAGGGUAUGCUUUCAGCUUUCAGCUAGAUCCAUCCCUCACCAAACAAAAGCCUAAUAUCACUGGGAUUGCUGUUGUGCCUCACAGUGGUCAAGUCGUCCUUUUGGAUCAGGCAAAUGCUGAGAUAAAGCAAUAUAGCGCCUGUGGCCACUUUGAGGGGGUGAUUCCUUUGCCUGCAUCUAAUUCUGUCUUCUGUGGCAUCUGUGUGUGUGGAAAGAUCCUGGCAUGUUCCUCAGAGACUCAUCUUUUUUUCCUGAAUCUUGAUGGAUUAUUCCUGCGUAAACUGCAGCUGAGGGGCUCUGAAUCGUCCUAUCCCCUUGCCUCAUAUGGAGACUCUUAUGUGGCUGUUAGUGAAGGAACUCUCUGUUCCAUCUCAUUGUAUAGCCCAUCUGGGGCAUGUGUUGGUAGAGUCCAGCCAGACAACUAUCAUGGGGGGAAAUUCCUGUUCAUUGCUGUAAAUAGCUGGGAGGAGUUUGUUGUCUCAGACUUCAUUAAGAAACAAAUUGUGGUCAUGGAGAAGUCUGGGGUUGUUCUGAAUGUGCUUAACCCCUCAACUUCACUGCUGACCAAGCCAUUCAGCAUCUGUGUUGAUGAAGACAGGAACAUUUUUGUGAUUGAUCAGUUCAAAGUGAUACAGUUCUCGCCAUAUGAUAAUACUGGGAAGGUUGUGUUCAGUGGCCAGGGUCAGAUGGGAAGACCCAGAGUCCUGGCCAUUGAUAGUAAUAACCUCAUUUUAGUGAGGGAAGAUGGAAACACUCAUGUCUUUUACCUAUACGGUAGUUUGCUAUAGCUCAUUAGAGUAUGAAUCAAGUGCCUAAUUCUGAAAUUCUGAGCAUCUUUCUGGAAACUGAGCAUCUUUCUGGAGACUGGCACUAUUGUGUUAACUAGAUAUUGAGAUGGGCUUCAGCCUUUACUAGACCUGAGAUCAGACCCUGGGUAAGAAAUGCUGUUACACUCAGAUGAAUAUGCAUUGCUGAAGUCUUCUUGCUAUUGUUAGAGCCUGACGAGAAUAACGGCAGUAGAUUAAGAUCUUACAUGUACCUUUAAACCAUGCAUUGCAUUCACACAAUUACUAUGAUCUUGUCUUUGUUCAGACCUUUGGAGUCUGCUGCUUCAAUGCAGAUCUCAGUCGAAGGACCCAUGAGAACAGGUGGCCAGACUUUUAUUUGGAACCGACAUUCCUACUUUCUCUGACAUUGUGGUCAUGGCAAAUUUUGUAGAUGCAUCAGCAGGCUUGGUCCUUCAUUCAGUGAGCAAUAGACCAGCUAUUCCUUUUUUAAUCUGAUAAUUCAAAUUCAGGCAUCAGGGUUAGUGCUGAGGAGGUCUCGGUCCUACCAUUAUAUUUACAAAGACUAGGCUUAUAACAUUCCACUUUCUUCACCUGCUGCUGUGUGGACCAGGAACUAUUGUGCCUUGCCAUCAGAUUGAAUUUUUUUGAGAAGGGGCAAUGUGAACAAGCAACGUAGCUUCUAGUGUAAUUUUAACAGUAACAUGCAUUCAGUGUGUGAUUUGUGGAAAUGUGGAUGUGUUUUCACAUACAUCUUCUCACAAGCAUUUAAUGCGCUUGCAUAAUCCCUGAGUACCCAUGGAAUUGUAGAAAUUCAAUAAUUCUCCUUGCAUACAUGUUCCUUACUCAAUGCCUACUAAAUAUGCUGUCUUUGCUAGGGCUUGACAACUGUCACUGGCUCCAUAAGCAAACGUGGAUGUGCUGAGACCAGGAAUAUUGUAUUCCAAGCUUUUUAUAGGCACACAGCUCAAGGCCCAUGUCUUAAGAUCCAUGCAGAUGUCACCUAUGAAUGGCUAUAUGCACAUGUAGUCGGCACCGAGAUCCGUUGUUGGUGAGCUACUGUCUAAUCUUCCUGCUGUUCAUUUUGGUAGUAAAGUAGUCAUCCAGUUCCCUGACUUUCCACAUGUAUGCCCAAGGAUGCACAAAUGACUAGUCUUGAAGAUGUAGAGCCCAAUAUCACCUUCUGCAAGCACACGUAUUGGAAGGUGGCCUUUCUGCUAUCUUUUAACACAAGGCCAAGAUUGUUCCUACAGAUCAUUCCCUUUUUGACCAAGCUAUGCUGUAGAUUUCCUUUGAUAGCUCUGUGCUUGGGAAAGUUGACUAGACAUGUAUUUUCUGGGGAAAGAAGACCAAAACCUAAAGAGUAAAGGGAUCAUAUGCUGCCUGCAAAUCUAGUUCCUGUUACAUCUAGUUAUCCUCUGAUUAAACAGGAAGGAAUUUUAUCAGCCUCAACAUCCUGCACCUAUGCUAGGCCCCUGAGCCUCCCUUCGCUCCAUUAGUUUUGCAGAUACUAUGGCAUUGUUCAAAGCGCAGUGGCCCAGAGUGCUUCAAAGCUGUUGCAGUCACCAACUGGGCUUCUUACCUUUGUCUUUUGGAGUUGUUGUAGCUUGACUUCCUUCCUCUCUUCUUCUGUGCCCUCCCCUUUCCUGGAGCAAGGUUGGGGAACCUGUGGUCCUGCAGAGAUUGUUUGGACUCCCAACUCCCAUCAGCCCCAGUUAGCAUGGCCAAUGGUCAGGGAUAUUUGGAGUAUCCAUCCAACAGCAUCUGGAGAGCCACAGGUUCCCCAUCCAUGUUCUAAGAAAUUGGUAACUGUUGAAGGUAUGAAAAGGAGUGCAGGUACCUCUCUGCUGAAUGCCAUCAUGCCUCAUGAGUAGCCAGGGUCAAGGGUACCCCAUUGUGCAUUACUUUAUUCUUAAGGAGCUGUUAACAUUUCUUCAGUAUAUGCUUUUGAUAUUAAUAAAAUUGAAUAAAUAACCA